Messenger RNA from Drosophila ananassae, 4872 nucleotides. RefSeq names its product sodium-dependent neutral amino acid transporter B(0)AT3. Gene Ontology annotation, cellular component: membrane. The coding region runs from base 899 to 3079 and encodes 726 amino acids. The record is from RefSeq and is a predicted model, not a curated record. NCBI's taxonomy places the organism in Eukaryota, Metazoa, Arthropoda, Insecta, Diptera, Drosophilidae. Gene Ontology annotation, biological process: sodium ion transmembrane transport. The transcript has 7 exons.
AAGCUCUCCCGUUAUCCUGUUAUUCAGAGUUCAGAGUUAUUCCCAAUUGGAACUCGACGCACGGCGGAGAAAACGGCGGGGUCCUUAAAGUAAAACUUGUUUUUUUUUUCGUUUAAAUGCUGAGCAACAACCACCUGCCGUAAAUCCUGGCUAAAUCAGACUCCUCAUUUGGAAUCUCGCGUCUUCGUCUUUUGGGUCCUUGUUGUUUACCAUUUACCGUUAUCCGUUAUCAGUUACCGUUAUUCGACAUUUGUUGUUUUCUGUGCGCGAGUUGUUUCGGUUAUAUAAGUGAGAAAUUCCAACCAGGAUAUAUAGAAACAAAAAAAAAAAAAAAACUAUAUUUCGUAGGACAUCUUAACACCUGCCGAGCAAAAAAGACUAAAAAAAAAAAAAAAGCAGCUAGCAGCACUGCGAUGGCGUCUUCUACUAAUGCACCGUUAUCACCUGCAAUUAAGCACUAACAAAAGCACAACAACAAUAAAAACAACAAUAAACAAUAAAACAACAACAAAAGGAGUAAUUACUAAAUAAAAAGAAAAGAAACAAAAAAUAUUUAUUGAAAAAAAAGAAAGCAAAAAUGCUUUUUAUUUAGCGUCCGAAAAGUAUGCAACGAAAAAUGGUCAACGGGAUUUUAGUUACCUGAACGCAACAGCAGGUGGCGUGCCUGAAGAACUAAGCCGUGUGCGAUAGAGUGGGCGAUAGAGCUAGAGAGCGAGACCGAGAGCGAACGGAAACGGAAACGGAAGUGAUAGAGCACUUUUUAGCCUUCCACACAGACACAUCCUUACACACAUCCUAUACACCACCCACCACGGCACUGACACCUAGAAUUCUUAAAAAAAAACUCUAAAAAAAAGUAUUAAUUAAUUAAUAUAUAAUAAAAAAAUAAAUAAUAAUCAUGGCCAACACAGCUCAGUUAUUGCGGCGCCAAAGUUCACGGGAUAUAGUGCUUAAAAGCCAAAAGAGUAUCGAUCAAUUGGAGUUACGGGAAUUACGAGGACGUCUGGUACCCAAGGAGCAUGGAGUUAGCCACCAUCAUCACACAUCCUUGCACCACCAUCAGCCGCUGUAUGGAGCCACCAACCAGGGCUUCAUGUCCGAUGCCUUCGACGAGUCCUCGGAACUGGAACAGGAUCCUCCUCCUUUCGGUUCGGAGGCGAGUACUUCGAAGGCCAAGGCCGAACUGGUGGCCAAUGCCUCGGCGGAUCAGCAGCAGGACAUUGUUGAGGGCGAGAAGGAGGGCGAGGAGCGUGAAAGUUGGGACAGCAAGAUUAUGUUUCUGUUGGCCACGAUCGGCUAUGCUGUUGGCCUUGGCAAUGUCUGGCGCUUCCCGUAUUUGGCCCAAAAGAACGGCGGAGGUGCCUUUCUCGUCCCCUACUUCAUAAUGCUGUGCAUCCAGGGCAUCCCCAUCUUCUAUCUGGAACUCGCCAUCGGCCAGAGGCUGCGAAAAGGCGCCAUCGGAGUAUGGAGUCAGGUGUCCCCCUAUCUGGGUGGAAUUGGAAUCUCGUCGGCGGUGGUCAGCUAUAUAGUGGCUUUGUAUUACAACACGAUCAUAGCCUGGUGUCUGAUCUACUUGCUGCAUAGCUUCGAGUCGCCACUACCCUGGGCGGAUUGUCCGACCCGACUGUACAAGAACUAUACCUAUGAUCAUGAGCCGGAGUGUGUGGCCUCGUCGCCCACACAGUUCUAUUGGUAUCGCACCACAUUGCAGUGCUCGGAGAGUGUUGAUAUGCCGGAGAACUUCAACUAUCACAUGGCUAUUGCCUUGAUUGUCUCCUGGUUUCUGGUCUACAUCUGCAUGGUCCAGGGGAUCACAUCAUCCGGGAAAAUAGUCUACAUGACGGCCAUCUUUCCGUACGUGGUGCUCAUUAUAUUUUUCUUCAGAGGCAUCACCUUGAAGGGAGCCGCCGAUGGAGUGGCUCAUCUGUUCACACCACGCUGGGAGACCCUCCUGGAUCCGGUUGUGUGGCUGGAAGCAGGGACGCAAAUCUUUUUCUCAUUGGGACUGGCCUUUGGCGGCCUGAUUGCCUUCAGUUCAUAUAAUCCGGCCAACAAUAAUUGCUACAGGGAUGCCAUUUUAGUUUCACUCACAAACUGUGGCACUUCCAUGUUCGCUGGAGUUGUGGUCUUUUCGGUGAUUGGAUUCAAGGCCACGGCCACUUUCGAUCGAUGUACUGACGAGAGGAAUAGUCUCAUGGCCCAGAACAAGACCCACAACCUGCCAGUUUGUGAUUUGCAAACAGAACUGGCUAAUAGCGCCUCGGGCACUGGCCUGGCUUUUAUUAUCUUCACGGAGGCCAUUAAUCAGUUUCCCGGCGCCCAGCUCUGGGCUGUCCUAUUUUUCCUGAUGCUCUUUACUCUCGGCAUCGAUUCGCAGUUUGGGACACUGGAGGGUGUCGUUACUUCGCUGGUGGACAUGAAGCUGUUCCCCAACCUGCCCAAGGAAUACAUUGUGGGAGCACUCUGCUUCUCCUGCUGCCUGAUCUCGAUGUGCUUCGCGAACGGUGCUGGCAGCUACAUCUUCCAAUUGAUGGACAGCUUCGCCGGCAACUUCCCACUGCUGAUCAUCGCCCUGUUUGAGUGCCUCUCGAUAAGCUAUAUUUAUGGAGUGCGCCGCUUCUCGGAUGACAUCGAAAUGAUGACCGGUUCACGGCCAAGCUUCUACUGGAUGUUCUGCUGGAAGUAUCUGUCGCCGUGCGCCAUGGUCACCAUACUGCUGGCCAGCUUUUAUCAGCUCCUCACAGAGGGCAGCAGUUAUCCGGCCUGGAUAGCGGCCAAAGGAGCUACCGAGUCCAUGGAGUGGCCGCAUUGGUGCAUCGUUAUAGCCUUCUUCCUCAUACUCUCCUCGAUUCUAUGGAUACCGAUUGUGGCGGUGUUGCGUCUCUGUGGCAUCAAGGUGGUGGAGGACUCGGAUCCCGCCUGGUUCCCCGAAGCUGAGCUCAAGGAAGUCCACGGCAUCGUCCCGCACGAACCUACCGAACUGGAGCGCAGCAUUUUCUGCUUCAACAUGGACGGAACGGAGGGCAUGUGCUGCCCCAAAUACGGACUACCCGAGAAGUCCCUGGAGGAGGAGGAGUAAUGCACCCAAGUCGGUAAACAAUUUAGUUAUAAUUUAGUUCUGGCCACAAACACAACGAGGACAAUAAAAUGAAUAUUUUUGAGGUCAAGAAGAGAUAAUCCGAUUGAACGAAAAACUACAAAAUCUUUAUGUAAAUAUGGACAAUAACUAAGCACUCACCGAUGUUAGGCGGCGUCGAAUUAACACUUCUCUCCUAUAUGGUCCCAAAGACUGUUAAAAAAAAAUAUUAAAAAAAAAAUAAAACCACAAAAACAAUAAGGAAAAUAGAAAUAUUAAACAGAAAGAAAUGGUGAAAACUCGACGCUGGAUGCGCGGUUUCAUUCAAGCAUUAAAAAUAAAUACAAAAAAAAAAUGGAAAAAGAAACCAUAACCAAAAAAAAAAAAAAAGAAAAAUGUUUAGAAAUAUUUCCGCAUAACUUCAUUAGCAUGUAGCCAAAGUCAUAGUUAUAUGAUUGUUAAUUUUCUUUGCAUUUCCCCCCAAUUCGGUUUCCAUCAAAAGGGCAACCCAGAAAUAGAGAGAGUAUUGUAUUAAUUAUAUAUAGUAAUGGCGUACCAUUUUUAGGGGCCCCACACAUAUCCAUAUUUGAUUUCUCGAUAGCCCAACCAACCCAAAAAAAAAAAAGGAAAAAUGCAAAGAGAAAUUGUAAACAACUUGCUGACUAUAUACGAUAUAACUAUACAAAUAAAAGAAUGAAAAAUAUAUAUAAAAUAUAUAUAGAAAUAUGACAUUAUGGAAAGCUAUAUUCUAGACUUGAUUGUCGGCACACAGAAAGAGUUAUGAUUUGGUUUAUUAUUUUUGUGUGCCGGCGAUAUAUGUAUUUGAUUUUGGACUCGAUUUUUGACCAUAUCAUGCGAGCAUAGGGCACCACCUAUAAGAGAUAUAUAAUAUAAAGGAUAUAAUAUGACAGUUCACCUAAACAAAUAACUUCUCUGUUGUGAUCAGCGCUCGGCUUUCUGUGUUUAAUUGUUGUUAAAAUAUAACAAAGGAUGUAAUGUUACCUAGUACAAGCCAUACAACUCAUAUCACAUCCGCAACUAUGCUUACAAAUAUUAUAAACCUUAAAGUUUUAAUGUUGAAAAGAGUAUGAUAAAAUAUUGGAUAAAAUGCGUUAUGUUUUUGCUCUAAUCGAAGUGUUAAAUUAAAAGAAAAAACUUGUUGAAAACGAAAAAUGCCAUAUAGCAGCUGCUCCUCCACUCCUCCACACACAUUGUACUUAUGAUCUACAGAAUUAGUUAGAGCCAAAAUGGGGUGAUAGAAGCAUUAUACAUAUAUUAUAUCUAUAUCUGUAGAUAUAUAUCUAUAGAUAUUAAUUUCAGCAAAAACGCAACCGUUCAACUAGACCGAAGGCCCGAUAACGAAACAUAAGGUGGAACUCUAUAUAUAUACUAUAUACAUAUACAUAACUGAAGAAGUCACAUUUUUAUCACUGAUCUGAUAUCAUUGCAAUUGAAGAACUAUUAUUAUAUAUAUAUUAUAAAGAGAAUAUAUAAAUGUAUAUUUAUAUUAAUGUGUGUUGAAAUGCAGUUAGCUAUUGAUUUGUAUUAUAAUUCGAUAUUUAUUUAUGGUAUACUUAUACAUAUACAUCGAUAUAUAUAUAUAUACAUCUAUUUAGAACGAAAGAAAAAACAGAAAAAAGCAUAUUAUAUACAUGUAUUAAGUGUUAUUGAUGUUGACAAUAAAAAAAAACCCAUACGAAACAAGUUUUAAACUAAAACGAAACAAAUGAGAUAUAGACAACCUUCUAAUCCCCCACAAAAAAAAAAAAAUAAAUGAAAUUAAAAAAUCAAAAAAC